UUAGAAUCAUAUAUAUUAUCAAAGAAAUGAAUAUUAAUGUUUUUUUAUACAUCUCAUACAAAUUGUCAAGGGUGUGUUAUUCAAUAUAAGAUAAGUUAAAUUAAAAAAUAAAAAUAAAUGGAAAAGUUAUUUAUUAUCAGUUAUUUAUUAUCUUUAAAAUUACAUUGAAUACAUAAGAUUUAUAGAAAAAGAUUUUAUAUAUACAUACAUAUCAGAAUGAGUUAUUCUAAAGAAGAAAUAGAGAAGAAACGUCUAUUAGCUUUACAACGUAGAAAGCAAGCUCAGUUGAGAAAUAUUCCAUUCAAUCCUAAUGCAAAUACAAAAAAUAAUGUUUCUUUUACUAGUAGUAAUGUUAUAACUAAUAAAAAUAUAUCAAACACUUCAAAAAAUUUUGGACAAGAUUCAUUAAGAUAUGUUGACAAUAAAGCAAAAUUUAGAAACAAUUCCUUUAAAAAUAAUGAGAAGUUCAAUAAAAAAGAUGGGCGAUUUAGUCCUAUGUCAACAAAGAAGUUUUUUGGUGAGAAAUCCUGCAUUACUGGGAAAUGUUAUAUGAUAACUGAUGAAAGAUUUACGUUAGAAACCUCAUCAUAUUUUCCUUCAUUUAUUGAAACAAUAAAGACAAUUCCAAGCAGAUUAUAUGACAUGAAAACUAAGCAAUGGAAUUUCCUUUUAAAAGACUAUGAAACAGUGAUGGAAAAAGCUAUUAAUUUCAAAUCUGACAUACAAAUCACAGGAUUACCAAAUACAGUCCUUCAGAUAUUCAGGAAAAAUGAUACCUCAAAUACUAAAAAUGCUUUAUCAGAUAUUGAUCCUCAAUUAGUAAAAAAUUUAAUGCCCUUUCAACGAGAAGGAAUAUGUUAUGGAAUAUCUAGGGGUGGUCGUUGUAUGAUUGCUGAUGAUAUGGGUUUAGGGAAAACCAUUCAGGCAUUAGGCAUUGCACAUUAUUUUAGAAAAAAUUGGCCAAUUCUUAUUGUUGUACCCGCUUCAAUCAGGUACCAAUGGGCUGAAGCAAUAUAUACAUUUUUGCCAUCUAUACCUACACAUUAUAUUCACCAAUUUGCAAAUACUAAAGACUUUAUUGAUAACAAUAAAAUUGUUAUUACAACAUAUGAUCUCCUAGUCCGGGCGCUGGAUACAUUUGAACGCAAAAUGUUUGGUUUUAUUAUUUUGGAUGAAUCUCAUGCUUUGAAAAGUGUAAAAACUGCUAGGUUUAAGGCUGCAAAAAGUAUAGCAAAGGGUGCUCGACAUGUUGUUUUGCUAUCUGGAACACCUGCUUUAUCAAAACCCUUAGAAUUAUAUUCUCAAAUAAAUCUUAUAAUGCCAAAUUUUAUGGGAUUUCAGGAAUAUGGAAUUCGAUAUUGUGCAGGAGAAAAAACUUUAUUUGGUUGGGAUUUUAAUGGAUCAUCAAAUACACAAGAAUUGCAAUUGUUAUUAAAACGGACUUGCAUAAUUCGAAGAUUAAAAAAUGAGAUUUUAAAUCAAUUACCAGCAAAAAAAAGACAAGUUAUUAUACUAGAUUCAGAGUUAAUAAAAACUGGCACUGAACAAAUGAAAGCAAUGUCUACGAAAUUAGAACGAAAUUUAAAUGGUACGGAUAGACAUCAGGCUCUUUUAGUAUAUUAUAAUCAAUCUAGUAUUGCUAAAGAGGGAGCUGUAUGUGAUUAUAUUUCUAAAUUAUUUGCACGCAAGCAAAAGUGUAUUAUAUUUGCCCAUCAUCAUAAUGUUAUGAAUGCUGUUUGUAAAGUUGCAGAAUCUAUGGAUAUAAAAUUUAUUAAAAUUGAUGGAAAAACAAGUGCCGAACAUAGAAAGUGUCAAAUCGAUGAAUUUCAAAAUUGCGAUAAUUGUACUGCUGCAAUAUUAUCAAUCACAGCAGCAAAUACCGGAAUUACACUAACAGCUGCGAAACUUGUUGUUUUUGCAGAACUGUUUUGGAAUCCUGGGAUAUUAUGCCAAGCAGAAGAUAGAGUACACAGAAUUGGUCAAGACAAGGAUGUUAUUAUUCAGUACUUAAUUGCAAAACAAACAGCAGACGAUUAUUUAUGGCCUUUGAUUCAAAAAAAAAUGAAUGUAUUAAAUAAAGUUGGAUUUGAUCAGGACUUUUCUCUAAAAGAUAUUGAUGUUACAGUACAAGCAUUGAAUUCGAAACAAAGCACCUUAGAUAGUUUUAAUACUUUUAGUAGUAUUUCACAACAAGAGAUUGAUGAAGAAAUGAUAGAAUGUAAUCAAAAUGCAACAAAAGACAUUAUGUUAGAAAGUCAAUCUUCCACUGAAGAAUUUAAACAAUUAUUUGAUUCAAAUGAGGAGGACUUUAAAUUUUGUGAUUGGGACGAAGUCGAAUGAAAAAUUACUUUUUAUACAGCAUUGUGAAAAGUGUACAAAUGAAAAUGCAUAAGUAAUAAAAAGACUUACUAUUUUUUUA
This is a messenger RNA of Frieseomelitta varia, 2419 nucleotides long. It is a transcript of the gene Marcal1, whose product is annotated as SWI/SNF-related matrix-associated actin-dependent regulator of chromatin subfamily A-like protein 1. Gene Ontology annotation, molecular function: ATP-dependent chromatin remodeler activity; ATP binding. The transcript is spliced from 12 exons. Lineage: Eukaryota; Metazoa; Arthropoda; Insecta; Hymenoptera; Apidae. The record is from RefSeq and is a predicted model, not a curated record. Gene Ontology annotation, biological process: DNA repair; replication fork processing. Gene Ontology annotation, cellular component: nuclear replication fork. Bases 217 to 2340 code for a protein of 707 amino acids.